Molecule: messenger RNA, 903 nt
Organism: Apiotrichum porosum
Lineage: Eukaryota; Fungi; Basidiomycota; Tremellomycetes; Trichosporonales; Trichosporonaceae
Exons: 5
Coding region: 1-903 (300 amino acids)
Biological process (GO): DNA replication, removal of RNA primer; mismatch repair
Cellular component (GO): ribonuclease H2 complex
Molecular function (GO): RNA binding; RNA-DNA hybrid ribonuclease activity
Source: RefSeq, a predicted model, not a curated record
AUGGCAAGCAUCGACCCAGUCAACCUCGACCCCAUCCCCCCUCUCAUCGACUCGUACUCCUUCCACUCCACCCUCCCAGCCUCUGCAGCUCCGGGCUCGGAGGAAAACAAGGAAGGAUGGAUCAUGGGCAUUGACGAGGCUGGCCGUGGACCUGUUCUGGGCCCCAUGGUUUACGCGGCUGCAUACUGCCCCCUCGCAUUCAAGCCCACUCUCGAGUCCCUCGGCUUUGACGACUCCAAGGCUCUCUCUGCCGACACCCGCCAGAUGCUCUGGGAGUCUUUUGACGCCAACGCCGACCUGUGCUACUCGUCUGCUACACUGUCACCACAGGCCAUCUCGGCCAACAUGCUCCGCCGCGUGCCCAUCAACCUGAACAGGCAGGCCGAGGAGGCGACCAUGAGCCUGAUCCGCUCCGCUCUCAACCGCGGCAUUAACAUUCGCGAGUGCUAUGUCGACGCGCUCGGUCCCGCUCAGCAGUGGCAGGACCGCCUGUCCAACGAGUUCCCAACCAUCACUUUUGACGUCCGCGCAAAGGCCGACUCGAUCUUCAAGAUUGUCGGUGCUGCGUCCAUCAUCGCAAAAGUGACCCGUGACCGAUACAUUGAGCAAUGGACAGACCCCGAGGGACCUGUACUUGGCGACGAGGUGGUGAGGGGCAGUGGAUAUCCAUCGGAUCCCAAGACGCAGGCCUUCCUCCGCAACCACAUCGACCCAGUGUUCGGGUAUCGCGGUAUCGUGCGCUUCUCGUGGGCCACUGUCAAGGUGCUGCUGGAAAAGCAGGCGGCAAGCUGCACGUGGGCCGACGACGUCACGCAACCGUCGGCGGCCGCAUACUUUGGCGAUUCGGCCAAGUCAUCAAAACUGUACAGGGACCUGGGCAUCUCGGGAGUCGGCGAGCUCUAG